Molecule: messenger RNA, 1083 nt
Organism: Ylistrum balloti
Lineage: Eukaryota; Metazoa; Mollusca; Bivalvia; Pectinida; Pectinidae
Product: trace amine-associated receptor 1-like
Exons: 1
Coding region: 1-1083 (360 amino acids)
Biological process (GO): G protein-coupled receptor signaling pathway
Cellular component (GO): membrane
Molecular function (GO): G protein-coupled receptor activity
Source: RefSeq, a predicted model, not a curated record
AUGAACGAAGAUAAAAUCAAUUGCUGUAUUAUUGGAAUGGCCGAAUCACCAGACUCUACAACUUCUAAAUGUAAUAUAUCCAUACCAAAGGACAUUGUUUCUGAACAUAUGGGUUACACCUUCAGUGAUGACCCAACUAGAUAUGUGAAAAUCUUUUUCGUUGCUUUGAUAUCAGUAAUGAUAAUAAUGACAAAUUGUUUGAAUAUUUGUAUUGUGUCGAAGACCAAACAGCUUCCAAGGAUAACGCGCAUAUGUUUUCUUAAUAUGAGUUGUAGCGACUUGUUAGUUGGCUUGGUGUCCUGUUUUCCCUGUAUUGUGGUUGUAGCUGUUGGAGAAUGGCCUUAUGGACCAGUAUGGUGUCAGAUCGCCGGAAUUAUGCAUGGAUCCUCUGUUACUAUAUCUAUUUGGAGUUUGUCAUUGGUCAGUAUUGACCGAUACCUGGCAAUCAAAAAGCCAUUGAGAUAUCGGUCUUUGUUGACCGUCAAACGGACAUAUAUUAUUGUGUUUUGUUUAUGGGUUGUGGCUUUGGCAACGUUCUUCCUGCCUUUACCAACAAAAGAUUCAUUUCUGUACUACCAAUUCAGCCAAGAGGAAAUGAUAUGUGGAUUGUACUGGGAAUAUAAGUGGUUUUGUGUCGUGACAGCGGUGUAUAUUCCUGUCCUUUCCGGGACCAUUUUGAUAUUCACAAACGUAAGCGUAAUGCGUAAGGUAAUAUCUGUCGCUCGACGCAAUAGCCAUCAGAGCAAGAAUUAUUCUGCAGCUCGCACAAACGAUAUCAAAGCUGUGAAGUUGCUUAUAGUGACUUCUACCAUUUACUUCAUUGUGUGGGGGCCUUAUGUCUUAGAAGUGGUCAGUAUAAGUUUGUUUGACAUCACUACCAUCCCACCAUCAGUUAAGUUUACAACUAUGUGGCUCGCCAACAGUAACAGUUUCACUAACGUCUUUGUUUAUUCCUUUAUGUACAAAUCUUUCCGAGAACGCGUCAAACUGCUUGCUUAUCCAUUGUUACCAUGUAGCAUAAAUCGACAACAGCCUGAUUCCCCGGAUAGAACCGAGCAAAUACAACUCUCGCAAUACGAUUGA